Molecule: messenger RNA, 3894 nt
Organism: Ilyonectria robusta
Lineage: Eukaryota; Fungi; Ascomycota; Sordariomycetes; Hypocreales; Nectriaceae
Exons: 2
Coding region: 1-3894 (1297 amino acids)
Biological process (GO): inositol phosphate biosynthetic process; phosphatidylinositol phosphate biosynthetic process
Cellular component (GO): cytoplasm; nucleus
Molecular function (GO): inositol hexakisphosphate kinase activity
Source: RefSeq, a predicted model, not a curated record
AUGCCGGUUCCCACGCCGGUCCCAUCGCCCACGCAUGUCCCCCGUGGUGAUGCCAAUCCCGGCGACGCCAACAAUAAAAAGCCCCGAGGUGCCGGUCCACUGCCGCGGCAGGCUGGACCUUCGUUGCUAUCCCAGGCCUUGGCUUCAGCUCGAGGCAUUCCGUCCAUAACCAACGCUUCUCCUACCACUACCACUGCCACUCCCUCUACCACUCCCGCUCACCUGCCCAACGGCCGAUCGAGACAGAAUCCCUCGGCGCCCACCGACCCCACCUCCCCGAUAUCUCCUGCAACGACUACAACCGCCGUGUCCAUCGCUCCCGCCCUCCCUUCGCCAUCUGACCGAGACAUCACAGUCCCUUCCACCCAUUCACUCCCUCAUGAUGUUCCCGCCCAAUGCGGCGACCCUCGGCCGCUGACAAGAGCCUCAUCCCAACCCAUCGACAUGGCCGCCUCCACCGCUCUCACAACCACCAUGACCACAAUGGGCACCCUCGCCUCGCGCGAGGCCGCCAGCGUACCCUCAUCUUUCACUCAUUCGACCCUCGCCAACUUUCGGGACAUGGUUCUCGACAACCGCCACGACUUGGACGUUCCCCGAGGACGACGACCCUCUACUUCUCUCGACAUUGACCUUGAUAACCCCUACAGCCCCCGAUCUCUCACCCACAUGACACACCUCGACAACCUGACCCCCAACAAAGCCGACCAUGACUUCAAGACCCCCUCGACUUCUGCGCGACAGGAUGAUGGAGUCAACGGUCAUCGGCAGCCUCAUUGGGCAAAGGGUCCUCCCCACUGGACGAACAAGGCACCUGAGAAGAAGGAAAAGAUAUGGUCCAUCGGCUCCGGCGAAGGCGACGAGGAAGACGGUUUGGUUGAAAAGUCAGUCGCCGAGGCAAUGGCAGGUGUCGAGCCCAGCGCGAGGAGUCGAAAGUCAAGUUACAGCCUCCGAUUCUUCAAGGAAGGACUCCCGCCAGAGGAAAAGAUUCGUCGCAAGGAUUCGAGACAUGUGAGCAAGGAUAAGCUCUCAACUUUUGCGGAAGAAGUCGGUGAACCCAAGCCUCGAGACCGAAAAGAACCAUCCAUCGCCAAGCAACCUAACCCAACCCGACUCCAAUCUGAAGACGGAACUAUUUCGCAGCCCCCCAAGGUGCAAUUAUCGGCUCUUUCCGUCGUCGAGGAGCCCUCCAUGCUCUGCGCAUCCCCCAGUGAAGAUUACUUCACGUUGUCCGCCAGUGGAUCCGCAGGCGACAAGGAGCCGUCGCCGUGGACGCAGGUGCCCAUGUCCAAACCCGCUGAUGAUCAGGAGGUCAAGGCCGUGGGAAUUCCAGGACAAGUGGGGCCGACCCCGGUUGUCGAUACCAAUGCCGAUGGCCAGGCCGAAGGAGAGGCUCGACGAAAGUCAGCUGACAGCUCCAGUACCGAGAUCGCAGGAUCUCAUGAUGAAGCGGAUGCGGACGAAUCGGGCGAGGAGAAGAUCUCAUCUGCCGUUUUCCUGCCCCACCAGGAAUUGCGAGAAUCUUGCGUCACUGUUGAAAAUCAUCAGGAGAGGGUCACGGUGCGGUCAUCCCAGGCGCGGUCCCCUUCCCAGAGUAAGCAGCAUCCGUGGCUUGUCAAGGCCGACGAGCCUGAGCCUGAGAUUCAGGAAAAGGAUGAAGCUCCAUAUGGCCUUCAUCGCCUCUCAUCUCGAGAGAGCCUCGCCUCAAGGCGUGACCUUGUGGCCGACCAAUUGGAAGAGUGUGCCCCCAUCGAGGAUAACUGUGAACUGAGGACCGUUGUCGCGCCCAAGCCGCCCCAGGCUGUGAACCAGUACGAAGACCAUGUCCAUGACCACCAGCAUCAUCCCCCGGAGCCCCUAGAGGCCAUUGAGCUCAUUCCAUACAAGCACCAAGUCGGAGGUCACACCACUCUCUGGCGCUUCUCCCGCAGGGCCGUCUGUAAGCAGCUCAACAAUAGGGAAAAUGAAUUUUACGAGACAAUCGAAAGUUACCAUCGUGAUUUGCUCCCCUUUCUCCCUCGAUACAUUGGAGUCCUGAACGUUACCUUUCAGAAACAGGCUCGCCGGAAGAGCACUUCCAGAAAGGAUGAUUCCGCAGCAGCAGAGCGGAAGAAGUUGCAGGAGCAAGCAGCGACGAACCGUCUGGAGGCGGAAAAGAGCGGGCGCAAGAUGUCUCACGGCAGGGUCAUCAGCCAAUCCCUGGCCAACACCAACAUCCCCAUCCCGACGGUGACUUUUGACGACAACAAGCAUAUCCUUCCUCGAAAUUUGCUCCAGCCAACCCCGCUUCCAGAAUCGUUCCGACGCCGAAGCAUCUCCGCGAUCAAGGUCUCAAGCCCUCCCAAAUCGGGGGUCCAGAUCCGGCCCCCAAUGGAAGACCGGCCCAACAGCUGGGGUGCAACCACGGUCAACAAGCGGCUGCGCAACGAGGUGUUUAACGAUGCCUUUCUCAAGGAACCUGUUGAGAUUCAUCGACAUCGUCGACCGCACCAGAGAUCGAUUCCACGGCCCACGCUGCAGCGGCUCCUCCGAUCCACCAACUCUGACCCUAGUCUGCUCAGUGGACGUGACUCGACCUUUGGUGAUGGAGAUGAGAUAAAUGACAGCCGACCGAGGAAGCCCGCUCACGAAUACACACCUAGUGAGCUUGAAUCCGACCUGGACUGUGUGCAGUCUGAGCCUGAGAGGCCCGAACCCGACGAAGUCAAGGAUGUAACCGGAACGAGUGCCCCUGAACCCGAAACCUUCGCUGUCAACCCCUUGUCGGCAAAGAAGAAGCGAAGGUACUCAGCUGGUGGACUCCGACGGAAGCCUCAGGAUGUGCGAGAAUCGAGGGGCGACCUAAAGUAUUUUGAGGAAGCCGAUGGCGCCGGUUACAAAGGCGACGACGAGGACCUCCAGGUUGAAUCGAAUGACUAUGCCGACACAAACGGCCACGAUACCCCGAGCACUAAUGGUGAGAAUGGCGCUGAGAAUGGCACCGAACUAGAGCCUGCGGACUCUGCCUAUAGUUCCGCCGUUACGUCUGCCAUGCCAAGCCCCUCUUCCGAAUUCAAAAAGAUCCCUCGUCCGAUCAACCCGAAGGAAGCCAAGAUGCAACGAGACCGCAUUGAAUAUUUCCUACUCUUAGAGGACCUAACGUCGGGAAUGAAGAGGCCAUGCAUGAUGGAUUUGAAGAUGGGCACCCGACAGUAUGGAGUGGAGGCCGCCCCGAAGAAGCAAAAGUCGCAGCGUGAAAAGUGCCGAACAACGACUUCGGCCGAGCUGGGAGUGCGAAUCUGCGGCCUUCAAGUUUGGAACGCCAAGAAGGAGACGUACGACUUUCAGGACAAGUACUAUGGCCGGAAGCUGAAGGCCGGCAAUGAAUUCCAGGGGGCACUGCAAAAGUUUCUUUAUGACGGUGUUGACUUGCACAGCGUACUCCGACACAUCCCUGUGGUGCUCAAGAAACUCGGCCAGCUGGAGGAGAUUGUGCGCGGCCUACGUGGCUACCGCUUUUACGCGGCGAGCCUACUCAUGUUCUACGAUGGCGAUACAUCGGAGGACGCGACAGACUACGAAACAAUGUACGAUUCGACAACGGACUUUGCGACGGAUACAGAAGAAACGUCACGGAAAAAGAAGAAGAACAAGCGAGAGAUUGAUUUCAAGAUUGCCGACUUUGCGAACAGCGUGACGCCCCUGGACAGGGUCGAAGACAAACCGUGUCCGCCGCAACACCCGAAUCAGCCGGAUGGCGGGUUCCUCAAAGGCCUGCGCAGCCUGAAGAGGUACUUUCUCCAGAUUCAGCGAGACGUGAGGGAAGAGCUGGGACUCGACCCUCGCAGGCGAUUUUCCACAGCUGUCGACUACCCUGAGGAUAUUGACGAUGACGAGGGCAUGAUCAGCGUAUGA